AUGUCUGCCCCGCGGCGACGUGGCACAAUUAGCGACAAGAAAGGGAAACGCGGCGCCGGGCGGGCAAUGUCGGUGUCCGGACAGAAGAGUGAACUGCCCGCCCCUUCGGUGAUUGCUGAGGAACCCGAUGUUCCCCAGUCUCCGGUCCCCGAAGAGCCGGAAGAUCAUGUAGAACUGGUGAUCACACCUUCCGUCCAGACAGAGGAAGAGGUGGAUUUGAAACCCUGCAUCCGACAACGACUCUCCUUGUCCGACGUCACCGAAGAGAUGUGGACAAACGAACAUCUGGCCGCCAUGGACCAGUUCCUGAAGGACGUCACCCAAACCAUGAUUGUAUUUUACGUCGACGAAUUCGCCGGCUUGAAAGUGGAGCCGGUCAUGCCUCACCAGGAGCAAAAACAGCUGGCCUACUUCAUCCGCCAGGAGAACGCCGAAAUUACGGAGGAGAACUUCCACGAAGUGGUGCAGUUCGGCUCGGUGCGCCGACCGUACAUCGAUUCCCUGAUGCGAGUGCUCAACGCCGCCUAUCUGCCCCGCCUCUUCCGCAAAGGCGCCUGGCCAGAGAGCAUCAAAAACGAAUUUUUCUCCGAAAUUUAUCAUUUCAUGACCACCCUGACAGAUACCCACUUCAAGAUGAAGGGUCGCACCGUCCUUUACAUCCCAAUCGAAUCCUUCACCAUCACCCCCGAGAUGGCCCUGAAGGACAAGGCUGCGGUCCAACGCCUGGAGACUUCCAUGAUUCACUGGACGCGGCAGAUCAAGGACGUGCUCCGGGCCCAGGAGGCGGUGGAGAGCCGGGAGAGCGCCGGGCCGCUGGAGGAGAUCGCCUUUUGGAAGAACCGCUGCCACGACCUCUCGGAGAUCAGCAAGCAGCUGUGCCAGAAGGGGGUGAAGCACAUCGAGGGCAUCCUGAUGCUCUCCAAGUCCUCCUACGUGGCCCCCUUCCAGCGGCUCUCCAAGCAGAUCCAGGAUGGGUCGGAGCAGGCCCAGUCGAACCUUCGCUUCCUGUCCAUCCUGAAGGAGCCCUUCCAGGAACUGGCCACUGUACGGCCCAAAGAUAUCCCCGAGAAGCUGCCCCACCUCAUCAGCCUGGUCCGGAUCGUCUGGGUCAACUCCCCGUACUACAACAGCCGGGAACGGAUCACGGCUCUCUUCCGGAAGAUGAGCAACAAUAUCCAGAUGUGUUGCAAAGACAUUUCCUUGGACCGCCUUUUCGAAGGCUACAUCAACUCGUCCCGCCAGACGCUGCACAGCUGCAUCUCCUGCAUGUCAUCCUGGAAGGACUGCUACCAGCAGGCAUCCUACAUGCACAACAAGCUUUCUGGGAAGGGAUGGGUCCUGGACCAGACGAGCAUCUUCGCCCAGGUCGAUGCUUUCGUCCAGCGAUGCAAAGAUCUCCUGGAGGUCUGCGACAGCCAGCAGCACUUCGCCCGCUGGGAAGACGGCAAACAGACCCCACUGCCCUGUUUCUUUGGUCAACAAGGCCCUCAGAUGACCCGGAGCUUGCUGGAGAUCGAGGAGACCUUCAAUAAAUAUCUCCACCACCUCCGGAACGUGAAAGGGGGGAUUCUGGAUGUGAAGAACACGAGCUGGCAUGAAGACUUCAGCCGCUUCCGCGCAGGCGUCAAAGAUCUAGAAGUCAUGACCCAGAACUUGAUGACUUCCGCUUUCGAGACGGUGAAGGAUGUAGAACAUGGAGUGGAGAUUCAGGAUAUCUUCCAACAUUUGUCAUCCCGAGAGGCCAUCAAGCGCACCUUCGACAAGAAGACGGUGGACGUCUUCAUGCUCUUCAACCGGGAGCUCUCCCUGGUCAACAAGGAACUCAGCAAGAAGAUCCCAUUCCUGACCCCAUACAUGUGUCAUUAUUCAGGCAUGGCGCACUGGAUGCGCGCCCUCCGGCGCCGCGUGGACAGACCCAUGAAGUGCCUGACCAAGGCCCACUUCAUCCCUCACAUUGGGACCGGAGAGGAGAGCUUCCAGACCUACCAGCUCCUGGUCCAGGCCAUGGACGAGAUCGAGAGGAAGACCUUCCACGAGUGGACGCAAGGCCUGGACAAGGACAGCCUGAAGCGCCUGGACACGCCGCUCCUCAUCCUGAGUGCCGAGAAACCCGGGAUGCUGGACAUCAAUUUUGACAAGUGA
Molecule: messenger RNA, 2142 nt
Organism: Thamnophis elegans (Western terrestrial garter snake)
Lineage: Eukaryota; Metazoa; Chordata; Lepidosauria; Squamata; Natricidae
Product: dynein heavy chain 2, axonemal-like
Source: RefSeq, a predicted model, not a curated record